AUGGAGAUGGAACGAGAAAGAAAGAGAAGAGAAUAUAAAACGAGAUGCUUGUUGGAGUAGUUCUAUUCUAAUUAUUGGGCAAUCCGUCCCAAUAGAGGGCCACCCACACGUUGGGUCUCAAGAAAGAACACACGCACCCAUAACAUAAAUAUACACAUAUAUAUAUGCUGCUUCGUGCGUGAGAAAUUUUUGGUCAUACGCACCUUACGCCCGGUGCUGGCUGAUCUAGUAGCCACUGUACAAAUCCAUCCCUAAAGUCUUCAACUUUGAAACCAAAUUAGGGAAAUCAGACAUGGGGUCGAUUGCCAAGAAAGGGUUACAGCAAUACUUGAUGCAACUUCAGCAACAUCCUCUCAGAACUAAGGCAAUUACAGCAGGGACGUUAGCAGGGCUUAGCGAUAUAGUUUCUCAAAAACUCACUGGUAUACAGAAACUUCAAUUGAAACGGCUUCUUCUCAAAGUGCUUUUUGGAGUUGCUUAUCUUGGUCCAUUUGGACAUUACCUGCACAUAGUUCUAGACAAAAUAUUCAAGGGGAAAAGGGAUACAAAAACAGUAGCCAAGAAGGUACUGCUGGAGCAGGUUACUUCUUCUCCUUGGAACAACUUGUUUUUCAUGAUUUACUAUGGGUUGGUUGUGGAGGAAAGACCUUGGGUUCACGUGAAAGCUAAAAUAAAGAAGGACUAUCCAACAGUACAAUAUACUUCAUGGACGUUCUGGCCUGUUGUUGGUUGGAUCAAUCACCGCUAUGUGCCCCUGCAAUUCCGGGUCAUUCUUCAGAGCUUAGUUGCAUUUUGCUGGGGAAUAUUUCUAAAUCUUCGAGCACGAUCCAUGGUCUUACCAAAGCCCAAAUGAAGAAACUCAGUGUGCUUGAAUAAGUUAAAGCUCCUAGUUCCGAGCUAUUCUUAGUCUGCUAGUAGAUGCUCUCUCUAUUUUGAUCAAUCAUGAACUCAGAAGAUUAUUCCUCUAGAUCUUGAAGUUUGUUUAUUAUAUAUACUGGAUCUUAUGUUCAAAUGAUUCCCAUCUUAAGCCAGUUUGAUUGUUCAUCA
This is a messenger RNA of Humulus lupulus (European hop), 1047 nucleotides long. Its product is annotated as peroxisomal membrane protein PMP22-like. The transcript has 7 exons. NCBI's taxonomy places the organism in Eukaryota, Viridiplantae, Streptophyta, Magnoliopsida, Rosales, Cannabaceae. The record is from RefSeq and is a predicted model, not a curated record. Gene Ontology annotation, cellular component: membrane; cytoplasm. The coding region runs from base 293 to 853 and encodes 186 amino acids.